UUCAACUCAAAGUUAACACUUCAGUUUGCAGGGCAAAAGGCACCAGAAGAAAGGUCUCUGUCCUUUGUAACAAUUGCAGCUGGGUGCUAUGACGUUAUGAAUUGCUCAUGUUCCGGGGACAAUUUCCAAAUUCUGGUGAUAUACUUCUUUCAAUUCACCUUCAGAGAGAAGUUCAGAGAGCUGUUGCUGCUGACUUCAGCACCUAUUGUUCAGGAACUCCCCCCCAGAGUCCUCGUUUCUAGAAAAAUUUUCUUCAAACAUUUUUUCCUGGAGGAGCAAACGCAGCUGACUUGGUGCAGAUGGACUUCGUUGCUGGAGCCAUUGGAGGUGGUGUUAGUGCUGCAGUAGGUUAUCCAUUGGAUACAAUAAAGGUGAGAAUUCAGACAGAAGCACAGUAUCGUGGAAUAUGGCACUGUAUAAGAGAUAUAUAUAGAAAUGAAAGGGUGCCAGGUUUUUUCAAAGGCAUGUCAAUGACAGUUUUAAUGGCAUCACUGAUUUCAUCAUUUUCAUUUGGAAUCUACAAAAACUUCCUUUAUAGUAUCUGCAGAUUACGAUAUGGCUCUACAGACAUAAAACCAUCAAAAGUGGAUAUAUCAUUUGCAGGUUGUGUUACUGGAGCUGUGCGGGUUGUGCUAAUAUCACCCGCAGAAAUAGCCAAAGUAAGAUUACAGAUCCAGAAAGAACCAUAUUCCUUGAUAGGAUCAUCUCAUCCCUUUGACUCUCAACCUAAGUAUCAAGGUUCCUUGCAUUGUUUGAGGACAAUAGUCAAAAAAGAAGGCCUUGGAGGUCUGUACAAAGGAUCUUUGGCUCUGUUGGCCAGGGAUUGCCAUUCAUGUGGACUGUAUUUUCUCACCUACUCUGUCCUGUGUGAUUGGCUUACUCCAACUGGUAAAAACAAACCAGACCUGUGGGCUGUGCUUCUAUCUGGAGGCUGUGCUGGUGUUCUUGCCUGGGGUACAGCAACCCCAAUGGAUGUUAUUAAAGCCCGAAUGCAAGCAGAUGGUGAUGGGCAGCGUAAAUAUACUGGACUAAUGCAUUGUGUCAGAGACAGCAUAAGGGAAGGAGGAGUACGAGUUCUUUUUAAAGGCCUUGGGCUAAACUCACUUCGUGCAUUUCCUACAAAUAUGAUGAUAUUCUUAACUUACGAAGCUGUUCUUAGGUUUGGGAAACGUUUGGAGAAAUGAAGAUUUUAUUUCAGCAUUAUUCUAGAAGUGGUUGCCUAUUUUUAAAGCAAUUUAUUUAAAUAUCUUUUUUUAAAAAAACUCUUGUGAUAAAUUAUCUUUACAAAUUUCGGGAUUGGAUGUAUGUAUUAAAACUGUAUUAUGCUCUCAAUAGUUUUUUUGGGUGUGUGUGUGUUUGUGUAGCAUGAGGGGAAUAAAUUAAGAUGCUUUUGUUUAUUUUAUGAAUUAUAAUUACAAACAAGGAUGAGUUAGGGUGAGUUCUUGUUGCUAGAACUACUAAUCUUGCAUGAGCUUCUUAUAGAAGUUGAAGUCUUACUGUAGCACAUUCAUUUAAUCAAUCCAAGAGGGUCAGAAUUAUAUCUCA
Thamnophis elegans (Western terrestrial garter snake) is the source of this 1545-nucleotide messenger RNA. RefSeq names its product solute carrier family 25 member 47 (gene SLC25A47). The record is from RefSeq and is a predicted model, not a curated record. Gene Ontology annotation, molecular function: transmembrane transporter activity. The transcript has 6 exons. NCBI's taxonomy places the organism in Eukaryota, Metazoa, Chordata, Lepidosauria, Squamata, Natricidae. The coding region runs from base 300 to 1184 and encodes 294 amino acids. Gene Ontology annotation, cellular component: mitochondrion. Gene Ontology annotation, biological process: transmembrane transport.